This is a messenger RNA of Carya illinoinensis, 1336 nucleotides long. RefSeq lists its product as uncharacterized. Bases 141 to 1130 code for a protein of 329 amino acids. Lineage: Eukaryota; Viridiplantae; Streptophyta; Magnoliopsida; Fagales; Juglandaceae. Gene Ontology annotation, molecular function: aminoacyl-tRNA deacylase activity. The record is from RefSeq and is a predicted model, not a curated record. The transcript has 12 exons.
CCAAACGAACCGGCGUCUCCGCUGAUUCUGAGCGUAACCUAUAGCUGCAAAUUAUUCGCCAUUCCAUUUUUCUAGUGCUCUUUUUUUUUUUUUGCCCCUCCCAAGUUUGGCAUUUGGCAUCCAGAGGACGGAACUAAGCAAUGGGCUUUUCCAAGGAUCAGUUCCUCGCUCGCUUACAGGAGCUUAAAAUUGAGUUCUCCCAGUAUGAACAUCCUGUUGUCAUGACGGUUGAAGCUCAGGCAAAAUAUGUUGGAAAUACUGGCGGUGCACUGAGUAAAAACUUAUUUUUGAAGGACAAGAAAAAUAGAUUUUAUGUUGUUUCCGCUCUGGCAGAUACUAAAGUAGAUCUGAAAGUUCUAUCUCAAAGGCUUGGUUUGGGGAAAGGAGGUUUGAGAAUGGCUCCUGAAGAAGCAUUGGGUGAAAUACUUCAGGUACCUUUGGGUUGCGUUACUCCGUUUGCACUUAUUAAUGAUUCAGCAAGACAUGUCUCCCUGUUGUUGGAUCAAGGUUUUAAAGGCAAGGAGCACUGCUUAUUCCACCCACUGUCAAAUGACAUGACAAUAUCUCUUAAUGUCUGUGAGCUCGACAAAUUUCUAAGAUCAAUUGGCAGGAACUCCUCGUAUGUUGACCUGGAGGCUAAUCCUCCUGUAGGGAAAGAUAAUCCUCCUGAUCUAGCUGAUCUUGUUCCAUCUGAUUCUGUGGCUGUGCCAGAUCUCCUGGAAAAAGCAGCUUCAGUUCAAGGUCCUACAAAAGAUCAUGCUGUUUCAGUUAGUAAGUCCAUGGAAAUUACUGCAAAAGGUGCUGAGCCAUCCAGAAAAGUGAAAAAUGUGAAGGACAAACCUGUUGGUAGCAUGCAACCGUCCAACUCGUUCAAAGAUGUUGGGCAAUAUGUGGAAGAGAUACUGGAUAAAACAUCAGCACUAUUACUUUCAGAGAUAACCGAGGACACUAUUAAGCAACAUGGAGAACGGCUAGGAGCUGUUGUAUCAAAUUGUAUCAGAGAACGUCUUAGUGCUGAGUUGAAGGCGGAUACUAGGUCAUACCUGAACGCAGCAUACACAGAAGGGUUUGGUGUUGCUCGCAUGAUGUUCCAGAACACUGGUUCUCACAAUCAGUUCAGGUGCUUGUGAACUUCUAAAGAACAGAAUGCAAGGGGGAGUAAAGGUGAGCAAGGAAUUAAGUUGUUCAACUUUCCUUGCCAAACUUUCGAAUGUUAAAAUGCUAAUUGUUUUACAUUCAUAUAUACAUUGGAUAGAAUAUGUACUCGCUCAACUGAUUGCUAUCCAUGAUUAUUGAUAUCAAUCCGUCCAACUUGCUUUGGAUGUUUUGGAUUUUA